Messenger RNA from Nelumbo nucifera (sacred lotus), 1033 nucleotides. Its product is annotated as SNARE-like superfamily protein. The record is from RefSeq and is a predicted model, not a curated record. Lineage: Eukaryota; Viridiplantae; Streptophyta; Magnoliopsida; Proteales; Nelumbonaceae. Gene Ontology annotation, molecular function: SNAP receptor activity. Gene Ontology annotation, biological process: endoplasmic reticulum to Golgi vesicle-mediated transport; retrograde vesicle-mediated transport, Golgi to endoplasmic reticulum.
CUUGUCAUUGUGUGAAACAGAGGAGUCACAAUUUUCAAUUUUCCUCCAUUCGAUCGGAUAUUAUUGGCCCAGGAAUGGUUAAGCUAACCAUUAUUGGGAGGGUGAUUGAUGGGUUGCCCCUUGCCCAAGGCCAUAGGUAUACAAAUGAAGAGGAUGAGUUUUACAAGCAACAGGGAGAGUUUAUACUCAAAGAAAUCUCGAGAGGAGCCCUCACACAUUCAAAGAUGUGCAUUCGUGUUGAUCACCACUGCUUCUACUACUUAAUCGACAAUGGGUUCUCCUACAUUGCGUUGUGCGAGUCUUCGUAUCCAAGAAAAUUAGCUUUUCAUUAUCUGCAAGAUUUGCAAAAGGAGUUCGACAAGAUGGAUAACGAAUUGAUAGAUACCCUUACAAAACCAUAUAGCUUCACUAAAUUCGAUAAUGUGAUUGGAAGCAUUAGAAAGCAAUAUCUAGAUACAAGAACUCAGGCCAAUCUGUCAAAGCUAAAUGCGAAUCGUAGACAAGACCCAGAAAUUGUUACAGAAGAUAUCUCCAAGAUCCUAGAAAAUAGAAGACAAACAGAGGUUUCAGAAAGAGUGCUGGUGAGAUCUCGUACGGAGUCUCCUAUAUGGUGUUCUCCUUGCCUUGAGGUGAUAGCCUUGAAAUGGACACCCGUUACCAUAAUUGUGGUUGUUACCAUAAUUCUCUUAUGGAGUUGCAUCAUUCUUACAGACAAUUUCGUCACAAGUUGACGAAAUCUCAACAAUAAGAACACAAAUACACAAAAAUGAGGAAGAAAAAACGAAAUGAUUUCAUCUCGUUCGAGUUUAAUAGAAAGCUAGGCCAUUAGUCUCUAUUUGUGAGUUGUGAAGAAACUAAGAAGAUCCAUGUAAGAGACGGGUGGCUCAUAUCUCAUUUGUGUUGUAAAUGGUAUUCUUUAUGUCUUGUGGGUAUGUAACUUUUGUUUGUUUGUGGUGUAGAUUUCAUUUUGCACUAGUGUAAUGACUUCGUUUUAUUUAUUUGCUAGAAGUAACUUUAUAUGAAAGUGAAUGGA